Molecule: messenger RNA, 2694 nt
Organism: Parathielavia appendiculata
Lineage: Eukaryota; Fungi; Ascomycota; Sordariomycetes; Sordariales; Chaetomiaceae
Product: acid protease
Exons: 4
Coding region: 1-2694 (897 amino acids)
Biological process (GO): proteolysis
Molecular function (GO): aspartic-type endopeptidase activity
Source: RefSeq, a predicted model, not a curated record
AUGCGGUUACCCUGGCUCGGGGCCGCUGUCGUUCGUGACGUCCUGCUGCUGUUCUCCGCGUCGCAAGCUGUGGUUGUCCAAGCCGCGACCGAAUCCUCAAGUCCCGGUCCUCUCUGGAUUCAACCGUCUGGCGAGUGGUAUGGCAUCGACGGGACCUGGUCCAACUUCGCCUUCUACGUUGGUUCCCCCGCCCAGGUAGUGUAUUUGACAGCCGCCACCACGUUGUCCGAGAUAUGGGUUGUCUCGACAGGCGGCUGCGUCCCAGUUCAACUGUGCAUUGAUGCUCGCGGCGGCGUCUUCGACUUCUCGGCGUCCGAAACAUGGCGUCCUCUGGGAAGCUGGCAGCUGGGCAUGAACAACACAGGCAUGGGGGGGAACGGCGACUAUGGGCUGGAGACUUUUGCGUUCGUCAACACAGUGGCGCGACACACAACUGCCAUUGAGGGUGCUCUGGUGGCCGCGAUAAACGACACCAACCACUACCAGGGAUAUGUCGGCUUAGGGGUGACGCAAGGCAGGUUUGGAACGAAUCUUACCAAUCCCUUCAUCUCGCAGUUGGCCCAAUCCUACGGCACGAUACCAAGCCACGGCUAUGGAUAUACCGCGGGCGCUUAUUACCGCAAAGACGGAGAGAGUAGCGGCACUGUGGCAUCUCUGACCCUCGGAGGCUACGAUACCCUCCGAUUUGAACCCCAUGGCACUACGUUUUCGCUUGACCCGGUAACGCGGCUGCCUACUGUGCGAGUGCGAGGAAUAACCGCCCAGGUUUCGACGAUGGAGCAGGCCCCUACCAAGAACUGGACAUCGACCGCACACCCUCUUGUGAAGAUGGACGAUUCAAUUAUUGCCGUCAUCGACUCAUCGACACCAUAUCUCUGGCUGCCCACAGAGGUGUGCGAACGCUUCGGUGCUGCUUUGAACUUGACGUGGAGGGAAGAUCUAGGUGUCUAUGUCUUCUCUGAUGGCGCCCAGUAUACGAACUACAUGUCCGACACUGCACUAACCUUCACCUUCACCCUCUCCAGCUACCAGAAUGCUGACAACUUUGGUGAGCCGCUCAACACACCUGGAGUUGUCAACAUCACCCUCCCAUCCGCCGCCUUUGCGCAGCUACUGCGCUAUCCCUUCAAGAAUGUUAUCCAGUGGGGCAACUCUAGCGUUCCAUAUUUUCCCCUGAAGCGGUCAACCAAGGAAGUGAACAACAACCAGUACAUCAUUGGGCGCGCGUUCAUGCAGGAGGCAUACAUCGUUACCAGUUACGACAGGGGCCAUUACUCACUCCAUCAGGCCCGUUUCCCCAGCAAUGCCGCGACCAACUACUCGCUCGAGGCCAUCACAAGGCCGGACGAUAGCCCGUAUCCCAAAUUUGAGGACGAGCCUGUUCCCAGCCAGGGGCUAAGUGGCGGCCAGAUUGCAGGCAUCGUUUUGAGCAUCUUCAUAUCGGGCAGCAUUCUCGCUCUGUUUCUGUGGUUCUGCAUCAUCCGCAAGCGGAGGGACAAAGAGAAGGAAUCUCCUAGUCAAGAGGAAGAAAAUAAAGAGGGCCCUCCAAUUGUCGAACAAGAGGAGGAACCUACGAGCCCGGUCAAGCGGAUGUUUACCAGAAUCAUUAGGAAGAAGCGGUCGAGGAAACCGACGGCGCACGAAACAGAUGGGAGGAUUACACAGCCGGUCGAGGUUGGGGCCGACGCUCAACAUCAACUCUUCGAAAUGCCGGUGCCACCUGAGCCGGUCGAGCUGGAUAGUCACGACAUCGGAGAAGAUGAUGAGACUGAGUUCGGGUUUGACAACACCCAGCCAUUGAGUCAGUACGAGAUUACGAGGCGGAAACUGGAACGGCAGCUGCAGGGGCCCGUCCCGACAUACACCCCAACAGCAUCCAUUCCAUCUGAUUUGGGGUCUGGGAAGUCGAUGCAAGACACGAGCCCAAUGGCUCAUUACCGGCCAUCCGACGAACCGUCGCCAGCGUCGUCGCCGACGUACGCCAACAGCAACUCGCUUGCCGGGUCGCUCCCUUCUCCGCUGACUCCGCACGGCGACUGGACGAGUCGUGGGGUUGACCUCCCAUCACCACUGACAGUUGCGCUCCCACCACAUUUCCUGACUGCCCGCUCGAAUGGAUCCGAUCCGAACUACUCGCCCGUAUCUCCGCACUCUCCACAUUCACCACACACAUACGCCCCGUCGCCGGUUACCCGCUCGGGCUCCAACGCAUCCCCUACUACUCCGACCUCUGUACAGCUGCCUUCCCCGACAUUCCAGCGAACGCCCAUCGACCCAUCACGAGUGGUAUGCUUGGGGCCGUUGCCAGAGAAUGUCCAGCUUCCGCGUCCACGACGAUCUAUACCGCGAAUCGUAACCCCAAGUUCUCCGCCGGCCGAAUCGGGGCCAGACGAUUUGCGCCUAGAAGAUUUACCGCUCCCUCAAGCCCUGGGCCAUCAUCGGUCGCACACCCAGGCCUCGACCGAUACGCUCGGGAGCAACUUCACCGUCGACGAAGAUGAUCACCCCAGACCAGACGACAUGACGACACAGCAGCUCAUGAGGCCCGAACACGACCGACAGGGCCAUGACCAUGAUAUACCCCGCAGCCCUCGCAGCAUGGAGCGGAUUGAGGAGGGCUCGGAGCUCAUCCACGUGCCGCAAGUUGCUGAAAAGCGGUAUAGCUGGGAGGAUCAAAGCGGGACCAUUAACUAA